AGACCAUGCGAUGCGCAGGUGGCACUGGCACUACGGCAAGAGCGAGGUUUCCUGUGCUGCAUCGAGUGAACAAUAAGUACGAGGUAGGUGUACGUGACCUUGCGGAGUCCGGUUACUGUUCAGGUUCCUUCCCGUUCAGGUUGCCUCCACGCGCCGAUGCAGCGUUUGCUCCCCUCGACAUGUGCCUAAUGUUCCACGGAGUGGAAAGCCAUCCGUGCCUCGGCGGUGUUCCCAAUCCUACAUUCCGUUCUCUUCUAUAAAUCUCGCCCAUGUACGAGUUCGCUCUCUAGCCGCAGCCUAGUAACCUGCUGUCUUGCAACUACCCCAAUACUCGAUAGCCGUACAACACAUAACCAUGGCUUACUUCGACUCCGUCCACAAUGAUAGCACUUUUCGACAAAAGGCUUUGUCAGAAGGCGCCCAGACGUUACGGUCUCUCCUCGAUACCGCGCUCCCUACCUCAGUCAGUUCUUGGGGUCGAAAACAUCUCUUCGCCUUGCGGGUUCUUUGCGCGAAGCCCAGCUCGAAGGGGAAUCUCCCACUUCUAGAGCCCUACCUCCCCGAGAGCAUAGAGUCCUUCGACCCUUGCAUCCAAGCUCUAGUCGACGGCCCGGCUCACGAUCUCCAGGCGCUAUCCAUGAUGUCCGAGUCUCAAAUCGUUCGAUCUUACAAUCCAAACAGCCUGGGGAGUACCUGGGCAGCGUUGGGCGCACUCCUCCGGCAACGGGGCAAUCAAGAUGGCAACGGGCAGCGGGAAGAUGCUCGUUGUCUUACAAGCUGUUUUGUGCGCCUCGUGUUGAACUACGGCCAAGAGCUCGAUUCACCGAUCCUCGAAUUCCGCGACGAGAAAGCGUCAGCGAUGUACCAACUUGAGGCUGGCCCGAGGCGUACGAUACAGGCCAUCGACGAUGGCGGUGUGCGCCUGCUUCGAUCAAGUGAAGAUGCCGGGAUUGUGGCAUUACUGGAAGUGAAGCGGUAUCUUCAAGUAUUCGAAGAAGGAAAACCUCCAAUAAUUUCGGACGGGCUGUUAGCUCAGAUGGCCGGACAAGCAUUGCUAGUGCUCCUCGAUAAAACGAAGAAUAACCUCUCUCGUACUAGCGUUAUAACAAUCCACGCCACGAGGCACUACGUGAGAUUCUUCUCCUUCGCACCCUCGGCUCCAGGGUACACAGCGGACAUCGUGGCUCUCUCUCCGAACGACAACGGCUCAGACUUGUUCUUCUUGGUGAACUCGACCGACUGGUUCGACAUCACCACUAAGGGAGGUAGAGAGAUGAUUGUGCGUCACAUUCUUGCCUUGAUUCAGUGGGCACAUGGGGAGGUCGAGAAUGGAUCAAAAAAGGAGUAAGGGAUAUGAAGCAAACAACUAGGCGAGUCCUGGAUACAGGAAAGGCUCUUCUUUUGUAACUACCUAGCCAUCUCCAAUAUCAC
Messenger RNA from Chaetomium fimeti, 1431 nucleotides. RefSeq lists its product as uncharacterized. Lineage: Eukaryota; Fungi; Ascomycota; Sordariomycetes; Sordariales; Chaetomiaceae. The transcript is spliced from 2 exons. The coding region runs from base 356 to 1348 and encodes 330 amino acids. The record is from RefSeq and is a predicted model, not a curated record.